UCGAGUAUCAGAACGCAGUUGGGAGCUCGUGGUUCCCCCCGCUUCCACGAAUACCAGAGCAGCCCUGUUCUUAAGUUUUUUUUUUUUAGUUUUUGUGUUAUCUCUUCUAACGUAAACAAUGAACCUUGAAUUUCACGGAAGACUGCACCUUUGGAACAAAUGGAAACUGUCCUAAUUAUCGAGUGCCCCCGAGGCCAGAAAUAAGUAAACGGUCAUAGUGAAAGUGCGAUGUCGAUCAGGAAUGCAAGUGGAAGGGGAUUCGUGAAGAUAUAGUCUGUAGAUGAAGAACAAAAACACAGAGUAGCAUACUGUUCUUGCAAAGAAUCGUUCGGUCUCGUUAUAACAGCCUGGGGGAGUCGUGACAUUGUUACAUUUGGAAAAAGGAUUUCUCCGGUACGAUUGUUAUAGUAGAGUACAUACGAAAGUGGUCAUCGACGAUUCAGUUCCCUAACGGAGUUUUUCCUUAACAGAAGCAAUGAAGACUACUUCGAUAUUACUUCCGAACGGGUGUUCAAUGCCAGCGCUUGGCUUUGGCACGUGGCAGGCAAAGGAGGCGGACGUUCUUGAGAAAGCUUUGGAUACUGCUUUGGAAGCAGGAUAUAGACAUAUUGAUACAGCUCCGGUAUAUGAAAACGAGGAAAUAAUUGGUAAAGUUCUUAAAAAAUGGAUCGAUUCUGGAAAAGUCAAACGGUCCGAUCUCUUUAUCGUUACAAAGCUCCCACCGUCAGGAAAUAGGCCAGAAAGUGUUGAAAAAUACAUUAAAAAAUCUUUGCAAGACCUCCAAUUAGAGUAUUUGGAUCUUUAUUUAAUUCACACCCCGUUGGCUUUUGUGGAUGGCGAAGGUUUACAUCCGGUCGAUAAAGAUGGACAAAUUAAACUCGACUGCAGUACCGACCACGUAAAAGUAUGGGCCGAAAUGGAGAAACAAGUGAAAUGUGGCCGUACUAAAGCGAUUGGCCUAUCGAAUUUUAAUAUUGGCCAGAUCGAGCGAGUUCUAAAAAGUGCAACGACAAAGAUUUCGAUGUUGCAAAUUGAGUUGCAUGUUUUCUUUCAACAGAACGAAUUGGUACACUAUUGUAGAGAGCAUGAAAUUCCCAUAACGGCUUACUCGCCACUCGGUUCCUGGGGGCUUGUGAAGUUAAUGGGGAAAACGGAAGAGAUUCCAGAUAUGUUACUGGACCCUGUAGUAUUGGAGAUAGCAAAAGCUCACAAGAAGACGGCAGCGCAAAUUUUACUGCGAUUUAUUGUUCAGCAUAAUAUAGCAGCUAUUCCAAAGAGCACAAAUCCUAAGAGAAUUAAGGAAAAUAUUGAUUUGUUCGAUUGGGAACUGAAACCAGAUGACGUAGAGAAACUGAAACGCCUUGAUAAAGGGAAAUCUGGCAGAAUUUGUGAUUUUACGUUUUUCAAAGGGCUUGAUCGUCAUCCUGAAUUUCCUUUCUAAAUAUGUUACAGUUUCAAACAACAUCGGGAUGGAUUUUUAUAUUGUCACGUAAUUAAUUAAACACUAAUGUGAAAAUACAGUAACUUUAAUAUUUAUUUUAUGGUUGUACAUUGUCCUGAGAAUAUUUCUGGAUCGUUGAGACCUUUGGGACAGGGGGGAAAAGAUUGAACAAAGAAAUAGUACAUAUUCUUAUCUGAAAUAUUCAUUAAAGUAACGUAAUUAAAAAAACAUAAGUUUUUCUGAAAACUUCUCUUUUAUUGUAUCGUUUGCGAACAAAAUCUGAUACGCGUACAAUACAACUUAUAUAUUAUGAUACAUGAACUUGAAUUUUCUUUACAAAGUCAUGAUUGGUACGGACCCAUUCAAAUAUACGUCAAUCCUGAUUUAUAUUUUAUACACUUCGAGUCAAAACCUAGGUGCGUACGCUUCUUAAAAAAAGCUACCAAACAUUUCACUAGUUACUUUUUUCAAAGUUUCCGCAGUUUUACAUUAGUUUAAUCACAUAUUUACAAACAAGAUUGUAACGCACACGACUUCUUAAAAUCAGACCAAUUAUGUUCCAUGAACACAUACAAACGACCGAAUAACGAAGGUUGAAGACAUUAUAAACAAGCCUGGGAUGAAGUUCUGUUGCUUUGUAACGGGAGAACAUGUAAAUGCUAGGGAAUUUUUUCUAGAUUAAGAACGUAGUACAGUGAAAACUCGAUAAAUGUCCUCAAGAGUUGUUCCGUAAAUGAUACAUUUUUAUCUCCACCACUAGGGGGAUCCCCCUUGAACCAGUUGGGCGAAGUGUAACCGGAGACGUAGUGACAUUUAUCAAGUUUCAAUAGGAGUUAAAGUAAGGUUAUGUUCUGUGCAAGUUCCACGAAUAAGGUCUCUAAAAAGAGUGACUGGUUUUAUUAUUUUUUCUUGCGAAGACCGAAUAAGGAAAACGACAGAACUUUCUCUCAGACUGAACUGUACCUCCGGUGAUACUGAUUCUUGCCAGUCAAUUUCACUCCUGUUCGAACGAACAGAGAUAAAUUGAAAUGAUUUAACGAACUUUAAAGUGUUAUAGCUCUUUUUGGUAGAGAUGAAACACUUUAAAUAAAGUUCCAUUAAAAAAAAAAAAUGCAUACAAAUACUUUUCUUUACUUUUGUCUCCUGACAUUUUUUCCCCUAACCGUUUUAGAAGUAUAGCUUUUCCCAAUUGCGUGGGGCAUCCUAAAACCUAUUAGAGUCCUUUUACACUUAGGCACCGAUUUCGGCACGUCUGCCAAUCCGUUUUCCCGCUACUUUCUAAUCAGGCUACGUCCCUGAAUUAGUGUCACCAGACGUAUAUAGAACUAAAUUAGAAUUCGGUAGGUACACGACGAAAAUGCGGAAUAUCUGUUCGGAUAUCCGCGAAGGUAGACGCAAUGGAAGUAUCUGAAGUUCGUUUGUGCGAAUAAAAAUUAGAUGUAUCGAGAAUCGAUUAAAAAAAAUGGAGAAUAGUAAACCAUGUAUCGUAUAUUCUAAUUAUGUUCUCUGUAUACUUUACACUUUUUUCUUAUAAUAUUUAAU
This is a messenger RNA of Colletes gigas, 2983 nucleotides long. Its product is annotated as aldo-keto reductase family 1 member A1. The record is from RefSeq and is a predicted model, not a curated record. The transcript is spliced from 4 exons. Gene Ontology annotation, molecular function: oxidoreductase activity. The coding region runs from base 476 to 1441 and encodes 321 amino acids. NCBI's taxonomy places the organism in Eukaryota, Metazoa, Arthropoda, Insecta, Hymenoptera, Colletidae.